ACAGUCUUGCCACCUCCCAGAAGGUGGAGCUACAGCGAGAGAGGUGGGAGAGGAACCACUGGCCCAGCAGAGGCCUGUCUCGGCGUUCCAUCAGCAAAGAGCGAUGGGUGGAGACGCUGGUGGUGGCCGACACGAAGAUGAUUGAGUAUCAUGGGAGCGACAGCGUGGAGUCCUAUAUCCUCACCAUCAUGAACAUGGUCACUGGGUUGUUCCACAACCCAAGCAUUGGCAAUGCAAUUCACAUUGUUGUGGUUCGGCUCAUUCUACUUGAAGAAGAAGAGGUGCAUUCUGCACAAAAGUGGCUCUCGGUGGGUAAUUUUCACCUUGGAGAGACUAUAGUUUUCUCCCUGUUUCAUGCCCCUGCCUCCUUAAUACUCUUGUGUUUUGUGCCCUCCUGCAGCUUUGGCAUCCAGCAUGACGGGAAGGAGAAUGACUGUGAGCCCGUGGGCAGGCACCCAUACAUCAUGUCCCGCCAGCUCCAGUACAACCCCACCCCACUGACGUGGUCCAAGUGCAGCAAGGAGUACAUCACCCGCUUCCUGGACCGGGGCUGGGGGUUUUGUCUUGAUGACAUCCCCCAAAAGAAAGGCUUGAAGUCCAAGGUCAUUGCCCCUGGAGUGAUCUAUGAUGUCCACCAUCAAUGCCAACUGCAGUAUGGCCCCAAUGCCACCUUCUGCCAGGAAGUAGAAAAUGUCUGUCAGACCCUGUGGUGCUCAGUGAAAGGCUUUUGUCGCUCUAAGCUGGAUGCCGCUGCAGAUGGGACACGAUGUGGUGAGAAGAAGUGGUGUAUGGCUGGCAAGUGUAUCACAGUGGGGAAGAAACCAGAGAGCAUUCCUGGGGGCUGGGGCCGCUGGUCACCCUGGUCCCACUGUUCCAGGACCUGUGGGGCCGGAGCCCAGAGUGCAGAGAGGCUCUGCAACAAUCCUGAACCCAAGUUUGGCGGGAAGUACUGCACCGGGGAAAGGAAGCGCUAUCGUUUGUGCAACGUCCACCCCUGCCGCCCGGACACGCCCACCUUCCGGCAGAUGCAGUGCAGUGAGUUUGACACCGUUCCCUACAAGAACGAAUUCUACCACUGGUUUCCAGUUUUUAAUCCAGCCCCGAUCUCAUCAAGAGUGAAGGGGAAAAGGAGAAGGCGGGUGUGGGGUCCCCUGUCCGUGUCGGUGACCCUCAGCCUCUCUUCCCCACAGAUGGUCGGCUGUGACUACGAAAUCGGCUCCAACGCCACGGAGGAUCGCUGCGGGGUGUGCCUUGGGGACGGCUCUGCCUGCCAGACCGUGAAGAAGAUGUUUAAACAGAAAGAAGGAUCUGGUUAUGUUGACAUCGGACUGAUUCCAAAAGGAGCAAGGGACAUACGGGUAAUGGAGGUUGAGGGAGCUGGAAACUUUUUGGCCAUCAGGAGUGAAGACCCCCAAAAAUAUUACCUCAAUGGAGGAUUCAUUAUCCAGUGGAAUGGGAACUACAAGCUGGCGGGGACCACCUUCCAAUAUGACAGGAAAGGAGACCUGGAGAGACUGAUGGCCACGGGUCCCACCAAUGAGUCGGUGUGGAUCCAGCUGCUGUUCCAGGUGACUAACCCCGGCAUCAAGUAUGAGUACACAAUCCGGAAAGAUGGCCUUGCCAACGACGUGGAAAAACUGGGGUAUUCCUGGCAGUAUGGCCGUUGGACUGAGUGCAGUGUAACAUGUGGGACAGGUAUUCGCCGCCAGACUGCCCAUUGCGUGAAGAAGGGCCACGGGAUGGUGAAAGCUACUUUUUGUGACCCAGAAACACAGCCCAAUGGGAAACAGAAGAAGUGCCACGAAAAGGAUUGUCCGCCCAGGUGGUGGGCCGGGGAGUGGGAAGCAUGCUCAGCAACGUGUGGGCCCCACGGAGAGAAGAGGCGGACGGUGUUGUGCAUCCAGACCAUGGGCUCUGAUGAGCAGGCUCUCCCGGCUAAAGACUGCCAGCACCUUUUGAGGCCCAAGACCCUCAUUUCCUGCAACAGAGACAUCUUGUGUCCAUCAGACUGGACAGUAGGCAACUGGAGUGAGUGUUCUGUUUCCUGCGGCGGUGGAGUGCGGAUCCGCAGUGUCACGUGUGCCAAGAACCAUGACGAACCUUGCGAUGUGACAAGGAAACCCAACAGCCGAGCUCUUUGUGGCCUCCAGCAAUGCCCUUCUGUCCGAAGAGUUCUGAAACCCCACAAAGGCAUGAUUCCCAGUGGGAAAAAGCUCCCAACAUCUGAGCCGGACCCCCUGAAGCCCAUCCUUCCAACUCCAUUCAGUCCCAGAACGCUGAGCACACCCACGGUGCCCGGGCCUGUGAGCACAAGCGCUCGGGCCGUCAGCAGCCCCGGUCCUACCACGGCCCCCGCACAAGGAGACCUGGAUGCCAAACGGUGUCAGAAUAGUUCACGCCAAACUGAACCGGGCUCCAAUUAUGUCCUUUCCACCGGAAGUACUUCCCAGCCCAUCCUCACUUCCUGGGCUUUGAGUAUCCAGCCAAAUGAAGAGAAUGUUCCCAAUUCAGACACUGCUCCUACCUCACAGGGAGACCUUUUCACCACGACAGUGACUGGUGCUGAUUUGCCGUCUUCCGGCAAGCCUGUGACAUGGCAGGUGACUCCAUUUUACAAUACCUUGACCAAAGAGCCAGGGAUAGAGAUUCAUAGUGGCUCAGGGGAAGACAGUGAACAGUCUGAGAACAAAAAUGAAAACAAGUCCGUAACAUGGACUAAAAUCAGAGUAGCCGGAAAUGAUGCUUCCGUGGUGAGAAGUACGGAAAUGCCCUUUGGGCCUCCACCAACACCUUAUCUCUGGGCACCCUUCAGCACAGCGAUGGAAGGUCUGCUGCCCAGCCAAAGUCCUGCUACUCUCAAAAAUGGUGCGCCUGGCGCUGAGGGGAUGGCCACUGAAAAGCCAGCAAACACUCCAUUCCCUCUGGGAGGAGACCGCCGGCCAGCACCAACAGAACACGCGGUCCGCCAUAACCCUCCAGAACUUCCAAGCAACGCCAAUCUAACGCAGGGUUCCGGACUGGUCCUGACCGAGGAAGAUGCAACAAGUCUGAUCGCUGAGGGGUUUUUGCUCAAUGCUUCGGAUUACAAGGAGCUCUCAACAGGCGGCGGCUCCGCAUACUGGAUUGUUGGAAACUGGAGUGAG
Molecule: messenger RNA, 3143 nt
Organism: Leptonychotes weddellii (Weddell seal)
Lineage: Eukaryota; Metazoa; Chordata; Mammalia; Carnivora; Phocidae
Source: RefSeq, a predicted model, not a curated record